This is a messenger RNA of Phragmites australis (common reed), 1444 nucleotides long. Its product is annotated as transcription repressor OFP1-like. Gene Ontology annotation, biological process: negative regulation of DNA-templated transcription. The transcript has a single exon. The coding region runs from base 33 to 1010 and encodes 325 amino acids. NCBI's taxonomy places the organism in Eukaryota, Viridiplantae, Streptophyta, Magnoliopsida, Poales, Poaceae. The record is from RefSeq and is a predicted model, not a curated record.
GCUAACGCAACCCACGAAACCAGUGACUAGCCAUGAGGUGGGGGCUUAGAGCUAGUAGGCAACAGCCAAGAGAAGUCCAGCACCCGCGACGAGAGCAGGAGCAGCAAGAGAGCAGGGGGAAGAGCAAGGCGGUCUUCUCGUCCUUCUCGCCGCUCGCGUGGCUCUCGAAGCUCACUGCCAAGAACAGUGCGGCGGCUGCUAAGCCCGAGCACGCCACGCCCGGGGCGGCCAAGAGUACUCCUCAGGCCGCCGCAGCCUUGCCUUCCCGCUCCCACAGGCGCGGGAGCCCGAGCACCGCGUCGCAGAGCAGCACGGCCGAUUCCUCACCCCCUGCCACGGCAGCUGGCACCGCCCCGCGCCGCGACGACACCGAGGCCACGGCAUCUGACAUAGCGCCGCGCCGCCGCUCCGUGGGCAACGACGACACCGAGUCCGAGGCCGCGGCGGCGCGGCAUAUGUACCACCGUCGCCAUUACUCGGUCGGUGGAGACCGGGACCUCCCGCCGCUCGGCCACCUCGUCUCAUUCUCCCGCUCUGCUUCCCCGAAGCCGCCACCUACACCGGCGCCGGUGCGGACGCUGACACCGAUGCUGCCGCCGCUGCCGUCCGACACGGACGAGGAGAAGCGGCCGCGGAGCCGCCGACGCCGGCACCGCCGCGUCAGCGGGCGGAGAUCGUUCUCCGGGAAGGCUCCGGGCGCGCGCGUGGCUGCGGCGGUAGUGCGCGUGCGGUCCCCUCGGCCUGGCGCCGCGGCGGCGGUGUCGGAGCUGGAGCGGUUCGCGGUGGUGCGGCGGACGAGGGACCCGCAGCGUGAGUUCCGGGCGUCGAUGGUAGAGAUGAUCGCGAGCAAGCGCAUGGUGGGGCGGCCGGAUGAGCUGGAGACGCUGCUGGCGUGCUACCUCUCGCUCAACGCCGACGAGCACCACGACUGCAUCGUCAAGGUCUUCCGCCAGGUCUGGUUCGAGCUUAACAACCCCGCCCGGGCCGCCGCCGCGCGGCUAGCUAGCUGAGCUCAGCCACCAACCUCUCACGCCCUUGCGAUCAGCAGCAUCUCUGUACCGGCAGCCUGCGGUGGUGCAUUGCCGUGUCUGGAGCCGACGUGGAUGCUGAUUUCCAUGCGGUUUUUUAAGCGUACGUGCCGACGUUUUUUAAGCUGUGGGACCUGGAAUGGAGUGCGCUCGCUUUGGAGGCGCUUUGUUGUUUGCAGCUUUGCGCGCGCUGGACAACGAAAAUUGUUGUACGCAGUACAAGUAUUCUUCCUCGAGUGUCGUGUUUCCUAAUGUAGCUCAGCCUCAGGGCUCAGAGAAAUGGAACGGGAGAAGAUACGGCAAGUUGUGUUCGUGUACUUGCAAUUCAUAUGCUCGAGUCCCCUGCCUAGGCCGUUUAUGUGGCAUGCAAAAGAUUCCAAGGUCUCCAGUUUCUAGAGUUCAAAUGGAUGCCGGUU